AUGGUGGAUAGUGAAUAUCAUGAUGUUUUUGAUACAACAGAUGAAAUAGAAUCAUUAAACGAUUUAAAUGAUAAUAAAGAAUGCAUAAAUAAAAAUUGUUCUAAAGAUUACAACUUUAUAAAUGAUUAUGAAAAAUUAAAAAACGAAAAAGAUAAUAUAAACAUAAAUCAUUAUUUUCCAUUGAAAAGUAAAAGAACAAAUAAUGAUGAAAAUAAAAAGUAUAAUAUAGAAAUAAAAAAUAAAAAUUCAAAAAAUGGGAGUAUUAAUUUGUACAACAACAUAAAUGAUAGUUUAUCUAAAUUGAAAACAAUAAUAAAAUAUGAAAAGGCAAGUGAAAAAGAUAUAGAAAAAGAGGACAUGCAAAAAAGAAUAGAUGAAAAUUACAAAAGUAAUUCCAAUAAAAAUAUUUCCUAUAAUGAAACUGUUGACAAAAAUUGUAUUAAACUUGAUGAAACCAACUUUGAGAAAAAUAAUAAAGUAGAUGAAAUAUUAAAAAGUACUACAGAAAUAAGUUCACUUAAAAACUUAGGAAAAAAUAAAAGCUUUUUAAUGAAAUCGAAUAAUGAAAACAUUUCUGAAUUGAAAAAAAGCGGAAAAGAAAAUAUUAAUUACAAAAAUAUAAAUUUUAGUCAUAAUGAUUCUAUAAAUUCAAAAAACUAUAUGAAAAAUAGCAGUAAUCAUAUUAACAAAAAUUUUAUGAAUAGUAAUGAUAAUGAUAGUUCAUAUCCAGAUAACAAAAAAGAAUUCGAUGAAAUUUUAAAUAAUAAAAAGGAAUACAAAAAUAUAGCAAAUAAUAUAGAAGAUAAUUCAAAUAAAAUUAAUUUAGAUAUAUCGUUAAUGUCUUCAGAAAGUUUGAGAAAAGAAUUUAGUUUUUAUUCAUUUAAUGAGAAAAAUAAUUCUAACAACUUUUCCAUAAAUGAAAAUGAUAUUAAAGUUAGCAAUUUUUCUAAUUUAAACGAUUCAUUAAUAAAUGACAAUAUUUCUAUUAGUGCAUUUUCAUUUAAAGGAAAUAUAAAUAAUUCAUUUAAUAAAAAUUUGAAUGUAUCUACUGAGAAUGAAAAAAAUCAAAUAGAUAACAAAUCAAAUAUAAAACAUAUUCAUGAAAAGAAUAAUGAUGAUAUAAAAAAGGAAUGGGAAAAUGAAGAAGAAAACUACAUAAUGAAAAGUAAAAAAUCUGAUAUAAGUUUUGUUUCAAACAAUAAUUUUAAUAAUAUUCAUUAUGAAAAUGAUUUAAAAAAUAGUGAUUAUAAGAAUAAGGUAGAUAAUAAUGAAUUAUUAUACUUUAAUUCAAAUAAAAAUAAACGAAGAAAUAAUACUUUUUCUGAUCAUGUGUACUCUAUUAGAAAUAAUACGAUGUUGAACGAAUCCAUGAAUACAAAAAAAAAUAGAAAUAAUUCAAAUAAUUUUAAUUUAAAUAGUAGUAUAAGUUUUAGUAAAACGAGUUACAUAAGUAACGGAAAGGAAAUGAAUAAGAAUUAUAUUAGUUUGAAUGAUAAUUUAAUAGAAAAUACAAAAAAUAUUAACAAAGAUAUAGAUUUAUUAAAGAACAAUAAUAAUUAUAAUCAAGGUAAUUUUGAUAAUAAAAAAAUAAAAAAUAACAUAAUGUCAAAUUGUGAUGUUUCCAAUAAUAUUUUCAAAAUUUAUAAUAAAGGAACAAUUUUAAAAAAACAUGAAAAGGAAAAUAAUAUGAAUGAAACAAAUAAUUCAAUUAAAGGUAAUGUAAUAAGUACCUCAGUUAAUUUUAUAAAUGACAUUAAUGAUAAUAAUAAAGAAAAUCUUAAUGAGAAUUAUAAAAAAACAAAUUCAAAUAAGAUAUUGAAUGAUUUAAGUUUAAAUAAAUUGGAAAGUUUAAAUAGUAGCAUAAUUGAUAUUUAUACGAAAAAUAAUAAUGAGCACAAAUUUCUUGAUAAUAUUAUAUUAGAUGAUAGUAUUUUUGUACAAGGAAUGAAUUUUAAUAAAGAAAGUUUAGAUUUAGAUAAUGAUAGUAUUGAUAAGAGUCUAGAUAAAAAUUAUAAAAAAGAAUCAUCUUUUUCUUCAGAAAAUAAUGGAGAAAACAUUUUUAAAAUAUCUUUAAGUUGUAAUGACAUGUUAUCACCACAUUAUAACGAAAGAGCAGAAAAUAAUAAUACAGAAAAGAAAGAAGUAAACGAAAAUUAUCAAAAAAAUGAAGAUUACAGAAUAAAUGAUAACGAUAAAAAUGAUAAAAUGAAUUUCAAACAAUCUUCUAGUAAUAUAAAUGAAGAAAAAGAUUUAAAAAAUAAUUUAGAAGAAAAUUUACAUAACAAAGAAAAAAAUAACAAUGAGACAAAUUUAAGUAAAUUUAAUUCAUUUCAAUUUGAAUUAGAUAAGAAUGUACUAUUAAAAAAUACUAUGAGUCUUCAAAAAGAUUAUAAUAUAGAAAAAAGGAAAUCAAAAACAUCGAUUAUACAAACUUUUAAUAAACAUCAUAAUGAUAUAUUGGAAGAAAAUGAUAUUUUUAUAAAAAAUAGGAAAUCAAGUAUCAACAGAACCGAUACUAUAAAUAACUUUUCAAAAUAUGAAACAAAUAGUCUCCAAGGAAAAUCAAUAAAUAUUGAUUUUGGAAAAUUGCAAAAUACCUUUCUUAAUAGAGAACUUUCUAAUGAGUUAAAUAAAAAAGAAUGUAUAGAGUUUAGUCAUUUUUUAAGUACAGAUAAAUCUCAAAAUAAUCCUAAUAAAAAAAAAAUAGAUAAUUAUAAAUCAGAAAACACACAAUAUUAUAUGAAUGAAAGUACUAUAAAUAAAUAUAGUAUAAUUAACUCUAACCAGAUGCACACAUCAAAUAAUAAAGAGGAUAUAAUGAUAAAUAAUAAUACAUUAUUAGAGGAUAAUUUAAAAAAAAAAGAGGAUACAAGCAUGAUUGAUAGUAACAGUGAUUAUAUUAUAAAGAAAAGAUUAAAUGAUAAUUUAUGUAAUGAGAAUCAGGAUAUGAAAGAUACAGAUGUAAAUUAUAAUAACAAUACAUACAAUUUGGACAAAUUGAAAUCAGUAAAUAAUAAUGAUGAAGUUUUUGAAAUGGGUAGUUAUACUCAAGAAAGGAAUAAAUCACAUGAGAAUAUUAAUAAUAAAUAUGAAAAAUAUAAACAAUUUAACUAUGACAAUAAUAAUGCAUUUUUAAUUAAUAAUUCUAAUUUAAAGGAUAAUUCAAAUAUUAAUAAGAUAAAUGAUAAAAUUGAUAAUUAUGAAUGUAGCACAAUUAAACGAAAAAUCAUUUAUGAAGAAAAAAAUAGGCAAUUAGAUCAAGAUGAUUUAUCAUCACAUAAAAAAAUUAAUGAAAAUUAUGAAAAGUUAAAUGUUGAUAUUAAUACAAAUAAAAACGAAUUUUAUGAUACUAAUAUAGAGAAUUAUAUAAAUAAUAGUCAUACUAGUAAUAAAAAUUUUAUAAAUGAAAAUAGCUUUUACAUUAAUAGAAGUAAUGAUAAAAAUAAUGAUAUGAAUAAAAGUAAGAGCAUGAUAAAUGAAAAAGAAAUUAGUAACUUGAAAAAUUGCAAUAUUAUAGAUAUUGCAGAAAAUAAAAACAAUAAUGAAUUUAAGAAAAUGCAAUAUAAAUCAAAUGAAAGUAUAAUAAAAAACAGUAACAUGACAAGUAUACCCGAUAUAUUAAAUUUAGGUAUUAAUAAUAAUUCUCCAGUUUUUUUUUUUGAUAAUAUAAAUAAUUCAGUAGAUUAUGAUAAUAAUAAUAAUAAUUUUCAAAAAUCAGUGCAAAAUUCUGUUAUUCUUAAUGAAUGGAAAUUGUCUCAAGAAGAAAUAGUGAAUAGCAAAAACAUGUUACAAAGUAACAAUAGGAAUAAUUUUAAUAGAAUGUCCUUAAAUGAAAUCAAGGAUAUAUCUGUUUUCACAACUACUAAAAAUAAUACUAAUCAUACCAAUCAUUAUAAUGAAAAUAAAUCAGAAAAUAAUUUCAUAUUUAAUGACAAAAUAAAAGAAAAUAUGAAAGAUGUGCUUUUACAUUGUAAUACAGAGAAAGAAGAAAAUAAAAAUAACAAAAGUGAUUUUUCUUACAAUAAAGUAUUAAGUGAAACCAAUUUAAUAUUAAAUGAAAAAAAUAAAAAUAUAGGAGUUAAUAAUAAUAUAUUUUCAAUACGAAAAGAAAAUAACACAUAUAAAAAUUUAUUUAAUAAUUAUGUUAAAUCUAGUAAUGAUGAUUUAGAUACACAGAAGAAUUCAAAAGAAAAAAAAAUGCAUAAAAGGAAAACAUUAAGCGAAUCAGAUAUUGAUAAAUUAGUGACAAUUAAUACAAAUUAUUAUGACGAAAAAAAAGAUAAAAUGUAUGAAAAAAAUGAUAAACAAUGUGGAAAAAAUAAUGAAUUAUUUAAAAAUGAUAAUAAUAUGAUCAAAAAUAAGCAUUUACUUAAAGAAAAAAGCACGAUUAAACAAAAUGAUAUAAAUAUAGAAUGUGAGGAUGAAAUGUAUAUUCCUAUCAACCAUUUAAUGAAUGAUAAGAAACAUACUUUGAUUGAAUCCCUUAAUGAAAAUGAUUCAUUUUUAAGAAAUGAUACUGUAAGAAAAGAACUUACACCAAGUAGUGUUCAAAAUACUAAAACUUUUAUUCAUUUAGAUAAAAAUAAUAUAAGUUACAAUGAACAAGUAUUUAGUAGAAAAAACAUUAUUGCAAAUAAUAAUGUUCAUAAUGAUAAUCAUAAUGAAAAUAAUUCAAAAGAGAAAAUUAAUCAGAAUUUUAAAAUAAAUGAAUAUAAUGAAGAUAAAAUGAUAGAAAUAGAAGAAAAUAAUUAUUAUAAAUUUAAUAAUAACAAUUUUAAUUAUAAUAAUAGUAUUAAUUACAAUAAUUACGAACUAAGUUAUGUAAACAAAAAUUAUAACAGUAAUAUGCAUACUGAAAAUGAAUACAAAAACAGUUCAAUUAAUUUUAAUUAUGAUGAUAAUAUUUAUAAAUACAAUAAUGAUUUUAUUGGCAAUAAAAGUAAUAAAGGAGAUGAUAAUUCUAUUUAUUACUUAGAUAAAUGUAAUAAUGUGAAUAAUUGUUAUUUGGAAAAAAAAGAACAAGGUUAUAUAAAAAAUAAGGAAUUUAAAGAUAAAUAUAAUAAAAACAAUUAUUAUUAUAAGAAGGAAAAUGAAAAUAAUAAUUACGAAAUGAAUAAAGAAAAAAAGCAUUUUUUUAAUAAUGUGAUUUCUUCAAAUGAAAUUGAGUUAAGAAAAGAUACAAAGACAUUAAAUGGCAAUGAUUACUUAGAUAAGAUAAAUAUAUUUCAUAUGCAUCAAAUUGAUUCUGAAAGUAAAAUUGAUAAAAAUAAAAUAGAACCAAAUAAAUAUAUGAAAAGUGAUAACAAAAACAUAUCAAGAAAUAUUUACAAUGAAGAAAAUGAUAAAAAUUAUUUAAUAGAUGUAAGUGAUCAUAAAAUAAAAACAUAUAAUAAUAGAGAUUUAGUUAAUUUAGGAAAUAAUAAAAACCGAAUUACGCAUAAAGAACAAGUUGUUGAAGAUUAUUUGUAUGACGAUUAUUCAUAUGAAAUUAGAAAUGAACCUAUACUUAAAUUAAAGGAAGAAAAUAAAAGAAAAAAUAAUAUUAAAGAAGUGAAUGUCAAAUAUCCUUAUCAAAAAAAUGACAAGAUAAAAAUGGAAUCAGGUUUGUUUAUGAAAAAAAAUGCAAAUGUAAAAUAUAAUAAUGAAGAAAUGAGUAAUUGUGAAGAAGCCAUUUUUAAUGAGUCAUUAUAUAAUACAGUCAAUAAAGAAAAUAUAAAUGGUAAUAGGAAAUAUAAAAAUUUUACUAAUUUUGAUGUAAAUUUAAAUUAUAAAGAUAAUAAUUUAAACAAAGAAAAUGAAAAAUACUUAAAAGAAGAAUAUUUUAAUGGUACCAUUGAAGAAAGAAAUAAUGGAAAAUAUCAUAAAGUGUAUAAUAGAAAGAGGCAAUUAGAAAAUAAUAAUUUUGAUUAUAAGAAAAACAAUGAAAAUUCUAAAAUUUUUAAUGAAGAAAAUAAUUAUAAUGAAAAAUUUAAUUAUGAUCAUAAUUAUAACUAUACAGACAAUUAUAUGUCAGAAAAUAAUAAAAAAAUUUUAGAUAAAGAUUUCAGAGGAAAUGAAAAAUAUGAUAAAAAUGAUGCUAUUUAUCCAUUUGAGGAAGAAAUAAUAGAAAAGCAAAAAAAUAAUAAAAAAAAAUAUGAUGAUAAAAAUUUUAAUAAUAUGAGGCAUGAUGAAUUUCAUUUUACAGACAUCAGAAAAAAUUAUAGUAAUUUUAAAGAAAUGAACGAUUCUUAUUUAGUAAAAAAGGAUGAAAAUAACUGGAAUGAACAAAAUGCGAAAUCUUUAAGAAAUAAAAAAAUAGAUGAAGAAAAUUUAAUUUUUUAUAAUGAUAAAGAUAACAAUUAUGUACUAAAUAAUAAUAAUAAAAUUAUUUCAAAUAUGCAUAAUGGAUAUUAUAUAGAAAAAAAUAAAAAUCUUUAUAGUGAUAGUAAUUGUCUUGAGGAAGAAUAUAAACAAAUAUAUAUAAAAGAUAAUAAUAACUGUAUUAGUUAUCAUAAGGAAAAUAAUUAUAAUGAUAAAUUAUGUUCUAAUUAUGAUAAAAAUUCCAAAAAAUAUAUAUCUGAAGAUUAUCAUACAAAUAAUAAUUAUGAUAAAAACAACUUUUAUUAUAAAAUAGAUGACAGAUGCAUUAAUAAUAAUUGUAAAUAUAAUAUAAAUGAUUUAAAUUAUAAAGAAAAUAUUUCAAAUUAUAAAAAUUAUAAUUCUAGUUAUAAUAUGUGCAAUGAUUAUGAUCAUUUCGAAUGCAAAAAAUUUGAUGAUAAUAAUAAAAUAUAUUGCUACAAUAAACAGUAUUAUGAUGAUUAUAAUUAUGACGAUGCGAAUAAUCAUAUAAAUAACAAUGAUAAUAAUAAUAAUAAUAAUAAUAAUAAUAAUAAUAAUAAUAAUAAUAAUAAUAAUAAUGAAUUAGAAAGUAAAAAAAAUGAUAUAUAUGAUGAAAAUAAUAAUUUUAAAAAUGAAAAAGAUUCUGAUGUUUUAAAUAAAAUAAUGAAUGUAAUGAUGAAUAUACAAAGUGAUUUGAAAGAUGUAAAAUAUAAAUUAAUAAAAAAAGAAAAAAAAAGCAUAAAAGAAGAUGAAGAAAUAGAUAACAAAUUAGAAAGAACUAAUAGUGUAUUGUGUAUAAAAAACAUAAAUACAAAAAAUGAUAAUAAUGUAGAGAAUUAUUCAACAUUCUUAAAAAAAGAAGAGAAUAAGAUAAAUAAAAAGAAUAGUGAAACACAUUCAGAUGAAAAAUUAAAGAAAAUUAAAAAUAACGAAUUAGAAAAUAAUAAGAUGAAAAAUUAUAGCAGAAUAAAUCAGAAUGAAGAUGAUACAAAUAUUAAAGAGGAUAAAUUAUUGAAUGAUCAAUAUCCAGCCAACAAUAAUCUUGAAAAUUUAAAUGAAAAUUUAAUGAAAUAUAAUGAAAAUAAAAAUGAUGAAGAAAAAGAUAGCAAUAAUGUAAAUAGCAUCAUGGAUAAAGAAUUGUAUAACUUAAAUUUUGUUUUAAAAAAUUUAAAUUAUGAAAAUAUUGAAGAUUCAGAUAUUAGUAAAUCAAAUAGAUUAUAUUUAUUUAAUAAAUUUUUCACCUCAUUGUUCUAUGAAGAUAAUAGGAGAAUACAUAAUUUUAUUAUGUUAAAUAUAUACAACAUUGAGCAAAAGAGACAAACACAUAAGGUUUCAUUGUUUUUAGAAAAAGAUUAUUCAGAUAUUUUUCAUUUUUCUUACAAUAAUUUAUUAUUUUAUGCUUUUGACUGUUAUAAUUUUUAUAAAUAUAUAAAAAAUAAAUUUAGAGGUAGUUAUAAAAUUUAUGAAAAUUCAACUAUAUGCUUAUAUAUAAAUAACAAUUAUGAAACUAAUCUAAUUAAUAGAAUUUUCAUAGAACAAAAUAAUUUUAAUGAUGUUAAAUAUUCCUUAAAUGAAAAGAGAAUAUUAAAGACAUGCACUAAAUAUUUUCUAGACAAUUUUUUAUCUUUAAUAGAUAAAAAAAUUAAUAUAAAAAAUAUAAUUCCCAUAAUGAAAAAAAUAAAUUAUGAAUUUGACAAAAAUAAUUUAUAUUUUUUUAUUUCAAAAUUCAAUUUAAUGGAUAAAAUUUUUAGUGAUUCUCAUGGUUUUGAUUGUAAUAAAAAAUUUUUUGAAAAAAAUUCUUCUAACAUUAAAAAUUUUGCAAUUUUUUUUAAGUUAAUACAUGACGCGACAAAUUUUUAUGAUACUUACAUUAAUAAUAAUAAAAUGAACGUGGAUAAUUAUAGAAUAAUUAUUGUAGCAUUACAUAAAGGGAAAUCAUUUAAUUAUAAUAAAUUAUCUUUUAAUGAGUUUAUGAAAACAUCAGAAAACCAAAUUUAUAAUUAUUACAAUAAUUAUGAUUCUAUGCACUUUGAUAAUAAUUCUGUAAUACUUUUUAAUUUAUCUUAUGCUGUUCCCUUUUAUUAUAUAGAAUACUACAGAAAAUAA
Molecule: messenger RNA, 8424 nt
Organism: Plasmodium relictum
Lineage: Eukaryota; Apicomplexa; Aconoidasida; Haemosporida; Plasmodiidae
Product: conserved Plasmodium protein, unknown function
Exons: 2
Coding region: 1-8424 (2807 amino acids)
Source: RefSeq, a predicted model, not a curated record